AGGCAAUAGUGAAGGCGUUUCUCAACACUUCAUACUUUUAUGGAGUUUUCAAUGGUAUCUAAAAUUAGACUUCAAUUCACUUUUGCUCUCAUUUUCUCAUUUAAAUCAAGUGUUGCUUCAAAUUAAUUGCACAUAACUAUGGAGGACACGGAAUGGACGGAUAUAUUGAAGAAACACGGAAUCAUUAAAUCUGAUCCCAAACCAGAGGCCAAAGAAGAGGAGCCGGAAGUCUGCACUUUAGAGAGAAAACUCUUAGACAUCAACAGUGAAGACGAUUUGCUUGAUUUGGACGAAAGCGAUGAAUAUGUGAUGAGAGAGUAUAGGAACCGACGAAUGGCCGAAAUGCGGGCCAAGAGUUUGAUUCCGACGUUUGGAGACGUGAGGGAAAUCACGGCAUCUGAUUACGUGCAACAAGUCAACGGUGCCGGACAUGACAUCGAGGUCGUCCUAUUCCUCUACCAGUCCGGUAUCCCCGAAUGCAGUAUUUUAUCGAAAAUCAUAACCGAAUUGGCGGUCAAAUACCCGAACACCAAAUUCCUGAAGAGCAUCGCCUCCCUAUGUGUGGCCAACUUCCCCGACAGCGGACUACCGGCGCUAUUCCUCUAUAAGAACGGCGCCCUUAAGAAGCAACUAAUCGGUGCCCAAACUUUUGGCGGAAAAGAUAUCAACUUUAAAAGUGAGUUACUUUGC
Molecule: messenger RNA, 690 nt
Organism: Oppiella nova
Lineage: Eukaryota; Metazoa; Arthropoda; Arachnida; Sarcoptiformes; Oppiidae
Source: the annotation of a GenBank genome assembly